This is a messenger RNA of Dovyalis caffra, 957 nucleotides long. The record is from the annotation of a GenBank genome assembly. Lineage: Eukaryota; Viridiplantae; Streptophyta; Magnoliopsida; Malpighiales; Salicaceae.
AUGGCCGCAUACUACCCGCCACCACCGCCGCCGCCGGGUCACUAUCCAACCUACUACCAACCACAACCUCCGCCACCAACGGUGGCACCUAUUCCACCUCCCCUACCUCAUCACCACCCUUACAUAUCUCAGCCACAACCAUCUCCAGCACCUUUUGUAUCCUACGCCACUGUUCCUGCAUAUGUCCCACAUGAUCAGGUCCGCACCCUCUUUGUUGCGGGCCUUCCUGAUGACAUCAAGCCCCGUGAAAUCUAUAAUUUAUUCCGAGAGUUCCCUGGCUACGAAUCUUCUCAUCUCCGUACCCCCUCACAAAAUUCUCAGCCAUUUGCUUUUACUACAUUUACAGACCAGCCGUCUGCCGUUGCGGCCAUGCAUGCUCUGAAUGGUAUGGUUUUCGAUCUUGAAAAGGGAUCAACCCUAUAUAUUGAUCUAGCAAAAUCUAAUUCCAGAUCUAAGCGCUCAAGAACAGAUGAUGAAUGGUCUGGUUUGGAUAAGAAGGCUAGAGGGUCCUCUGGAUUCUCGAUGGGCACUCCUGACUCGGGUUUUGGAAGCGUUCACUUGCCUGGAAUGGCUAAUUCUGCUUUCAACACGAUUGGUUUUCCAUCUGCACAAAGUCUUGGAAGCAUUGAUGAUAGAGCUAGAAAUGAGUCAAAAGCUGGAAGAAUGAAUAAUUCUUCAGCACCCCCAUGUCCAACACUUUUUGUGGCUAAUCUGGGGCAAAGUUGUACAGAGCAAGAGCUGAUUCAAGUAUUCUCAAGAUGCCCUGGGUUUCUGAAAUUGAAGAUGCAGAGCACGUACGGGGCUCCUGUUGCAUUUGUUGAUUUCCAGGAUACUGCCAGCUCAACCGGGGCACUUAAUCAUCUGCAAGGCACCGUUCUCUAUUCAUCAGUUGCUGGCGAGGGCAUGCGGUUGGAAUAUGCAAAAUCACGGAUGGGAAUGCGAAGGAAACCAAGGUAA